AUUCUGGGCAGUGGCAUGGAAGACUCGGGGUUCGCGUGGUGUCUUUGCUUUUUUCCCUCUCUCUUAACAAGGAGUUUAUACCAAGUCGCCUUCUAGUGAUUUCAUGGACGCAGAAUUGUACAGGAAGAAUUGUUUUCUUGGAAGUUAUGGAAGAAGUUUGAGAUUUUGGGAUGUAACCCUGAUUUUGUUUCAACAGUGGAAAGCAGAAUAGCCAACAGGUGAAUAUCUGGUACAGUUUGGUGAUGUUUAUUGGAAUUCUUGGUUCUCAGUUUCCAAAAAUUGUAAAGGGGUAUGUGCUGAAUUUUCAUACAUUUAAAACCAUUUAAGGCUUAACAAGCUGACUAACCAUAGAAAAGUAAGGAAAAUGGUGAGAAAUCUGGAGUCAAACCUUAUGAGGCAAGAGUGAAGGUGAAUCUUGAAGUUUCAUGUCUUUUACGUGAUGAGAGACGGGUGCCCCGGCACUGUUUUUCCCUCUUCCUGGUGUGGCUUGGCAGACGUCCCUUGGGAGAACAUUGAAAAUCGUCCACUUAAUCCUGCAAGAAGCAGAAAUGAACUUUGGACCUUGGCCAGGUUACAGGAAGAAAGAUCAGAAGCCAGGACUCUGGGUACCACCUGCCUUACUGACCCUGCCAACACUGGCUCCAUUCUUCUUCCUUUUACUAACAGCUGGCAGCACUGGGGCUGCACCGAUGACCAUUCCAGAGGUACGGCUAGUCAACGGACGCACCCGGUGCCAGGGACGGGUGGAGAUCUUCUACAACAAUACCUGGGGCACAGUGUGUGACGAUGACUGGGACAUUGUGGAUGCCAACGUGGUGUGCCGCCAACUCGGUUGUAACCAUGCCAUCGCCAUGCCACCCGCCCUCUCUUUUGGCAGAGGGCGAGGACCCAUUUUUCUAGACAAUGUGGACUGCAAAGGCAGAGAGGCAGCCCUCAGUGAGUGCAGCAGCCAUGGAUGGGGCAUCCACAACUGCUACCACUAUGAAGAUGUGGCCGUCAUGUGUAAUGAACUGCUACCCACACAAUCAGCAAAAGACCCUGCCAGCAAAACAACCGCAGUCGCAUUAAAAGAUAAGAAAAGUGAUGGGAGAAUCCGGCUGGUUAAUGGGGCUAACGCCUGCCAAGGCCGAGUGGAGAUAUUCUACAAAGGAAACUGGGGCACUGUGUGUGAUGAUGAAUGGGAGCUGCGUGAUGCCAACGUCGUAUGCAAGCAGAUGGACUGUGGUCGUGCGGUGGCCUACAGGACCAACUCCUACUUCGGCUACGGCACUGGGCGCAUCCUCCUAGAUAAUGUGAAUUGCGAUGGAAAUGAGCCACAACUCUCAGCCUGUUUUAGCCUCGGUUGGGGCAUCCAUAACUGUGGUCACCAUGAGGAUGCUGGGGUCAUCUGCUCUGGGCUAGGGACAACCACCACCAUUGUGCCAAUCUCUACAUUAGUGGUAGAGAACUCUAAAGAAUCAUUUACCGACACAGUCGCAGUUACCGAGGAUAAAAUCCCGUCCACCUCUGAAACUGAGAUGGCGAUGACUUCAGCCCUUCUUCUGUUGGAAAAAAGAACAGGUGGCGGCAUACGCCUGGCGAAUGGGAACAGCAGCUGCCAAGGUCGAGUGGAAGUCCUUUAUGGGGACCUCUGGGGGACCGUUUGUGACGAUGACUGGGAUUACCCCAACGCUCAGGUAGUAUGCCGCCAACUGGGCUGUGGCGCAGCCAUUGGGGCUACUGUGCUGGGCUACUUUGGCUAUGGCAGUGGGCCCAUCCUUCUGGACAACGUGGAUUGCAUUGGCACAGAGACUGAUCUGACCGUCUGCUUUAACCUGGGAUGGGGACAGCAUAAUUGCGGACAUCACGAAGAUGCUGGCGUCAUCUGCAGAGGUGCAGAAGAAUCGGGAGUUUCCUUGCAAGAAGAUACUUUUGCUACCACAACCUCAACCACUACUCGCCCCAAAGAUGGUUUUCUGCGGCUGAUCAAUGGCAGCCAUCGCUGUGAAGGCCGGGUGGAGAUGUUUUACCUGUCUCAGUGGGGGACGGUGUGUGACGAUGCGUGGGAUCUCAAGGACGUGAAAGUGGUAUGCCGGCAGCUUGGCUGUGGAGAUGCCUUAGCAGCCUUUGGAGAAGCCCAGUACGGUCAGGGCAAAGGAUACAUUUUCCUGGACAACCUCAAGUGCAAAGGAGAUGAAAUGUCUCUCCUGCGUUGCUCUCAUAUCCGCUGGAAUGUGCACAACUGCGAUCACUCGGAAGACGCUGGUGCCCUCUGCCAUCUGCUGUGAUGCUAAGAGAGACAGUUAAAUGAAAUUCGUAGACUUCCAGGUCUGUACCAACUUUAAGAAACUGAACUUUCUCAGUGCGUGUCCAAAGUCUUCAUACCGGAAUGGCGUCUUCUCAGUGAUUUUUGUCCAUGUGAUCUCCUGCAGAUACAUCUCUAUACCUUGGCUCUGCAUCACUUCAUAUUUGAUUCCAAAAAGUUGCCUCAGAGGAUACAGAAGUACAGAUAUAGCAUUUGCCUGCAGCACUUUAAAGCACCCAUGUGUUUUCCUGGAAUUGCAUGGCUAUCCCUUGUGCCUACCAUGUGACCCUGGAAAAAAGAUAUAGCUACUUUAAAAAGGUCACAGACAAAUGCUAUGUUCUCAUUCCUUCAUACCCCAAAGCAUCAUUUUCAAGUUAAUUCUGAAGUAUGACCAUCUCAGUGUGCAGUUAGCUUAUGAACCAGAUACAGCGUAUUUUUUCAGAGCAAGUCCCCACAAAAGACACUUUGAACAGAUCCAGGACAGAUCUCCAGAAAUCUUUUAUCCCAGCAUAUAAUGCAUUUUCUACUCUGUCAUUUUGAUAUAGGUUUUUUCCCCCUGAAUCUAGGGUUUCUUCUUUUGGUGUACUGGUUUUUAUGGUGGCUCCUCAGGACAAAUGCGUCUUCUUCGUGCUUCUGGACAAAAAUAUGUUUCAGGUGUGCAAAAUUUAGCUUUUUAGUAUGGAUGGUUUGUGCUUCAUGGAUAGAUGGAAGGGUCAGAGUGAGCUGGCAUCUGGAGCUGGGAAAAUGGCAUAUUCUCAGAAUGGAACAGAAUGCCGAGUGAAGCUGGAAGAAAGGAGCCAGGCACAUAGAGCAGCAAAAUAUUCAACACCUAUCUUUCCAGGUAGAGGGGGGAAUGGUUGAGUUUUUUAAAAAAGACAUUUUGGAUGUGGAGGAAUGAAUGAUCAAAUGUGUAUAAAAAUGUUAAACAGUUUUUAAACUUUGUUAGAGUGCACAGCUGCAGCCCAAUAUACCCAGAAACCAGAA
Messenger RNA from Crotalus tigris (Tiger rattlesnake), 3268 nucleotides. RefSeq names its product scavenger receptor cysteine rich family member with 4 domains (gene SSC4D). The transcript is spliced from 14 exons. The record is from RefSeq and is a predicted model, not a curated record. NCBI's taxonomy places the organism in Eukaryota, Metazoa, Chordata, Lepidosauria, Squamata, Viperidae. Gene Ontology annotation, cellular component: membrane. The coding region runs from base 549 to 2267 and encodes 572 amino acids.